CGGUUUACGUCAUUAACGUAUUACGUUGGCCGGUGUCGUGUGUAUUUUGCAGAAUCACCAUGGCGUUGAAAGAAACCGCGGGGCUCUAUGAGACACUCAAAGCGGAGUGGAACAAGAAGAACCCCAACCUGAGCAAAUGUGGAGACCUCCUGAGCAAACUCAAGGUUUCAUUACUGGAGCUGAACUUUUUACCAACCACUGGGUCCACAUUCUCUAAGCAGCAGCUCAUCCUAGCCCGUGAUGUCCUUGAAAUCGGAGCCUUGUGGAGUAUCCUCAAGAAGGACAUCCCCGCCUUUGAGAGAUACAUGGCCCAGCUAAAAUGUUACUACUUCGAUUACAAGGAGGAACUGCCUGAUGCUGCCUACAUGCACCAGCUGCUCGGACUGAACCUGCUCUUCCUGCUCUCACAGAACCGUGUGUCUGAGUUUCACACAGAACUUGAGAGACUGAGCGCACGAGAUAUUCAGACCAACGUAUACAUCAGACACCCGGUGUCCUUAGAGCAGUACUUGAUGGAGGGAAGCUACAACAAGGUAUUUCUUGCCAAAGGCAACAUCCCUGCUGAGAGCUACAACUUUUUUAUAGAUAUUCUGCUUGACACAAUUCGUGACGAGAUUGCAGGUUGCAUAGAGAAAGCAUACGAGCAGAUCCAGUUCAGUGAAGCCACCCGCGUGCUUUUCUUCAGUUCGCCAAAGAAGAUGACAGACUAUGCCAAGAAGAGAGGAUGGAGUUUGAGCCAAGAUGGCUAUUACUCUUUCACCAGUCAGCAGCAGCGGACAGAAGAGGUGACCAUCCCCUCCACGGAGCUGGCACAACAGGUCAUCGAAUAUGCACGACAGCUGGAAAUGAUUGUGUAAUCCGCCCCCAGGAAACACACUCAACCAUGUACAGACACACUCAGACACACGCCGCUGAUCCAGUAUACAUCCAGUCGGCUCAAACGCAGUUCUCCUGAGGAAUAUGAAAUUCAUUGAUUGCCAGAGUGGAUUUGUUGUUGCCCCAUACCUCAAAAAUAUGUCACCGUUUAUUAUUUCUGUAUUGUUAAACCUGUCUGCAGGCUCUUCCUGUCUGGCAGUUUGCUUUCAUUUUUAAAAGAAGGGGAACAAAAGUAACAGUAUGACAGAUGACCAGUGUAUUCAGGAAUUUCUUCACAUCUAUCUUUUUUGAAGAAAUUUGAGGGUUUAAAUGUAGUAGUUAACUUUUUUUAUCCAAGAUGCCAUCUAUUCCAACACUGAAAUUGAUCUUUUUAUGGCAUUCCCAGCUGGUGACCAAACAAGAAGAACUUAAGUCCAGCUACUACAUUUAAUACUCUUGGGUUUCAGCUCGUUUUAUUUUAGAAGUACGAGAAAGUUAAUUACGACCUCCACCCAGUGACUUUGCCUUUCUGUUUCACACAAAACUAUCAACAGAACUAAACACCACCCCCCAAAUUCGAGCAAACUCUUUUUGUAUCCUAGCAACUGAGAGAAUUGCCAUUGAAGUUUGAGUGUUUUCUAAAUGGUAAUGCCUCUUCCUCCCUAGAUGGUUUGUAAUCCAGUUAAUCUUAAAAUGAAAAUCUUUGUCUGCAAUAAAUGAUUCAGAAAAUAAACUUGAA
Molecule: messenger RNA, 1594 nt
Organism: Dicentrarchus labrax (European seabass)
Lineage: Eukaryota; Metazoa; Chordata; Actinopteri; Moronidae
Gene: psmd8
Product: proteasome 26S subunit, non-ATPase 8
Exons: 7
Coding region: 60-857 (265 amino acids)
Biological process (GO): proteasome-mediated ubiquitin-dependent protein catabolic process
Cellular component (GO): proteasome regulatory particle; nucleus; cytosol
Source: RefSeq, a predicted model, not a curated record